ACAAGGAACAGGGGAGGCUCUUUGUUGUUGUGCGGGUCUCGAUAGCUUGCAAGCUUCUUCCUUCCCCGCCCGCGUUGCACGGUUCGCUUUCACACAUCAGCUCAUCUCAUCACGAUCCAAAUUCCCCCACAGCGAUGGACCCCGCCCUCUCCCCCGCCGGCCGCCGCGCCGCCACAAUCGCGCGGCACCUCGCCGGCGCGCUCCCGAGUCCUCCGCCCCUCGCCGCCACGGUCGCGCUGCUGGGUCCUUCCCCAUGCCUCAGCUACGCGCUGCCGGAGUCGACCGAGCCCGCGCCAGCGUUCCCGCCCGCUGAGCUCCGCGCGCUCCUCGACGGGCACCACCUCUGGGAGCGCGACUGGGUAUUCCGCGUCAUGGAGGAGAGCCAGCUCUUCUGCCCGCGCCAGCGCUGCAGUGGGAGUAGGGUCUUCGUGGCGCCGGACUACAACGACGGGAAGGAGGCGCAGCGGGAGGCCACGAUGCGGCGGGUCGCGCACCUAGCGCGGCGGGGCGUGUUCCGCGGGUGGCUUACCGAGCCAGGGGCCGAGGCCGAGCUCCGCAAGCUCGCGCUGCUCGAGAGCCUCGGCGUCUACGACCACUCCCUCGCCAUCAAGAUCGGCGUCCACUUCUUCCUCUGGGGCAGCGCUAUCAAGUUUCUUGGAACAAAGCGCCACCACGACAAAUGGUUGUUCGCCACAGAAAAUUAUGAUAUCAAGGGUUGUUUUGCAAUGACAGAACUAGGUCAUGGAAGCAAUGUGCGAGGAAUAGAGACAAUAGCAACUUAUGAUUCAAAAGCAAGAGAGUUUAUCAUAAAUACUCCAUGUGAAUCAGCUCAGAAAUACUGGAUUGGUGGAGCUGCUAACCAUGCUACGCAUACAAUAGUCUUUUCUCAACUCCACAUAAAUGGGAAAAAUGAAGGAGUCCAUGCUUUUGUAGCUCAAAUAAGGGAUGGUGAUGGAAAUGUGUUGCCUAAUAUCCAUAUAGCUGACUGUGGCCAUAAAAUUGGAUUGAAUGGCGUUGAUAAUGGGCGGAUUUGGUUUCAGAAUAUACGUGUUCCUCGCGAGAACUUGCUUAAUUGGGUUGCUGAUGUUUUGCCAGAUGGGCAAUAUGUUAGCAUGAUAGAUGAUCAAGAUCAGAGGUUUGCAGCUUUCCUGUCUCCGCUUACACUUGGUCGAGUAAACAUUGCAGUUAACUCAGUCUACAUUUCAAAGGUAGGCCUAGCGAUUGCUGUGAGGUACGGUUUGUCGAGGAGGGCCUUUUCAUUAACACCAGAUGGUCCUGAAAUGUUGUUGCUUGAUUAUCCCAGUCACCAGCGACGCCUUCUACCACUGCUAGCAAAAGUAUGUCUGAUGAGCAGUGCUGGUAAUUUUAUGAAAAAGAUGUAUGUAAAAAGAACUCCUGAAAUGAGCAAAGCCAUACACAUUUACUCUAGUGCUCUGAAAGCCACACUAACUUGGCAGAAUAUGAUUACGCUUCAGGAGUGUCGCGAGGCAUGUGGAGGCCAGGGUCUAAAGACUGAGAACCGCGUAGGAAUUUUCAAAGCUGAAUUUGAUGUCCAGUCCACAUUUGAGGGUGAUAAUAAUGUUCUAAUGCAGCAGGUAAGCAAAGCACUUUAUGCUGAAUUUUUGGCUGCACAAAAGAAGAAGAAGCCAUUUAAGGGAUUGGGAUUGGAACACCUAAAUGGUCCAAGCCCUGUUAUUCCUGAUAAGCUAACAGGUAGCAUAUUAAGGAGCUCCAAGUUCCAGAUGGACCUGUUCUGCUUAAGGGAGAGAGAUUUACUAAAGCAGUUCGCAGAGGAGGUUUCUCUCCAUCUUGCGCGAGGUGAAAGCAGAGAAAAGGCUUUGAUGCUGAGCUUCCAACUUGCUGAAGACUUAGCUAGAGCAUUUACUGAGCGUACAAUCCUCCAAAUAUUUUUGGAGGACGAGAUGAAUGUUCCUUCUGGUUCCCUAAAGGAGCUGCUGGGCUUGCUGAGGUCUCUAUAUGUUAUGGUCAGCAUAGAUGAAUCUGCAUCUUUUUUAAGAUAUGGAUAUCUGUCACGUGGCAACGUAGCUGGUGUGCGGAAAGAAGUCUUGAAACUGUGCAGUGAACUCAGGCCCCAUGCCCUUGCUGUUGUCAGUUCUUUCGGAAUUCCCGAUGCUUUCCUUAGCCCACUUGCUUUUGACUGGAUUGAGGCAAAUGCGCUGUCAACCGGGAGCCACUGAUCUCAAAAUUCCAUAUGGCAGCCAGGUAUCCAGUGCAAGUACUGAAGAACAACGGUGGAGCAUAGAUACCAUACAACUAUAGGUGCAUUUGCUGCGUCCUGUAGUUCAUACAGUUUACAAUAAUUGUUGUGAAGUGUAUAGUUGGAGGUGCAGAUGCUGAUCCAAUAUGCAAAUGGGGGCUUCUUGAAAUCUGUUAUGUAGAAUAACAUGCUUGAAUAAGCAAACGUAGCCUCACAGGCUACACUCCAUGUACUGGGGCUUACAACGGUAAUAACUUAACAGAGUGGUGUAACUGAAUUGUUGAACAGUAAUAAACAAAAUAAGUCAGUAAUGCUACCUUCAGGAUGCUCAAGCAGCAAUCCCAUGUUCAAAUU
This is a messenger RNA of Setaria italica (foxtail millet), 2572 nucleotides long. RefSeq names its product acyl-coenzyme A oxidase 3, peroxisomal. Gene Ontology annotation, cellular component: peroxisome. The record is from RefSeq and is a predicted model, not a curated record. NCBI's taxonomy places the organism in Eukaryota, Viridiplantae, Streptophyta, Magnoliopsida, Poales, Poaceae. The transcript has 13 exons. Bases 135 to 2198 code for a protein of 687 amino acids. Gene Ontology annotation, molecular function: FAD binding; fatty acid binding; acyl-CoA oxidase activity. Gene Ontology annotation, biological process: fatty acid beta-oxidation using acyl-CoA oxidase; lipid homeostasis.